AUGAAUUCACUUCACUCUUCAUGUUGGAACACUUCUACUGAACUUAUGAACAAAUCCUGGAAUGAAGAGUUUGCUUAUCAAACCCUCAGAGCUGUGGACACUGUCCUCCCCGCCAUGACUACGAUUACCUGCUCAGCAGGCCUGGCUGGCAACACCCUCAUUGUAUUCACCAUAAUAAGGGGAGAUAGAAAAAAGAGGACCCCUGACAUUUAUAUCUGCAACCUGGCUGUGGCUGAUCUGGUCCACAUCACUGCAAUGCCUUUCCUCAUCCACCUGUGGGCCCAGUGAGGAAAGUGGGUUUCUGGGGGGCUUCUCUGCACCAUCAUUACAUCCCUAAAUACCUGCAACCAGUUUGCCUGUAGCACCAUCACGACUGUAAUGAGUGUGGACAGGUACUUGGCUGUCAUCCAACCAUUUCGACUUGCAAGUUGGAGAACAAGGUACAAGACCAUCCGCAUCAGUCUGGGCCUCUGGGCAGCGUCCUUUAUUCUGGCAUCGCCUGUCUGGAUCUACUCAAAGGUCAUCAAAUUUAAAGAUGGCAUGGAGAGUUUUGCUUUUGAUUUAACGCCCCUUGAUGAUGUUCUCUGGUACACACUUUAUUUGACAACAACUUUUUUCUUCCCUUUGCCCUUAAUUUUGGUGUGCUAUAUUUUAAUUUUAUGCUAUACUUGAGAGAUAUAUCAACAGAAUAAGGAUGCCAGAAGGUGUUCCCCCUGUGUUCCAAGGCAGAGAGUGAUGAAGCUGACAAAGAUGGUGCUGGUGCUGAUGGUCAUCUUUAUUCUCAGUGCUGCCCCCUAUCAUGUCCUACAACUGCUGAACCUACAGAUGGAGCAGCCCACACUGGCUUUCUGUAUGAGCUAUUACCUCUCCAUCUGUCUCAGUUACGCCAGCAGCAGCAUUAACCCUUUUUGCUACACCCUACUGAGUGGAAAUUUCUGGAAAUGCCUACCUGGAGUGCAAAGCUGAGUGACUAAAAGAGAAAUCUCCCACAUGGAAAACACUUUGAAAUUAAGAUUUUAG
Molecule: messenger RNA, 1020 nt
Organism: Artibeus jamaicensis (Jamaican fruit-eating bat)
Lineage: Eukaryota; Metazoa; Chordata; Mammalia; Chiroptera; Phyllostomidae
Gene: MCHR2
Product: melanin concentrating hormone receptor 2
Exons: 6
Biological process (GO): neuropeptide signaling pathway
Cellular component (GO): neuron projection; membrane
Molecular function (GO): neuropeptide binding; G protein-coupled receptor activity
Source: RefSeq, a predicted model, not a curated record